AUGUCACGGCUCAUCUACGUUCCACCUACAACUUCGACGCUAUUUGUAGCUGAUUUACGCGAAAAGUUAUCCGAGAAAGGCCUUUCCACUAAUGGAAACAAGAAUGAGUUGGUUGCUAGAUUGACUAGCUCGGAAGAGGGAAAAUUUGAAGCCACAAAUGAAGGUUCUAACAAAAACGCUGCCACAGAUUUAGGUGAUUUAGCUCCUCCCGAAGAUGACAUUGACUGGGGAGAUAUGGACAAUGACGCUGCCGUAGAAGAGUCUUCCAAGCCAUCAGAGGAGGCUCCCAAGACCGAAGGAGAGCCUGCGAAGGUGGAAUCGAAUGAGGAACAACAAAAGGUAGAACCAGCAACUUCUGAACCGAGUGAAAAGCCAGAAAAUACCACUGAGGAAUCAACAACGAAAGAUUCACAAGAUUCACAAGAUUCGGAAAUAUUAUUAGCUGAGCAAGCUAAGCUCGUAGAACGCGCUAAACGUUUUGGUUUACCAAUUGAUGAUGAUAAAAUAAAAAAAGCUGCUCGAGCUAAUCGGUUUGGUGUACAAACCGCUCCUCUCGCUGAACAAAAGAAUGAGGAACAGGAUCGUUCUCAUAAAGGACGUUUAGAUAAGCGGGGAAAGCAAAAGUUUCGCCAGCAGCACCAAAAUCAGCAGGCCGGACAAAAACGCAAAGGCUCGAUUUUGGAAGAUCCUGUUGAAGCCGAAAAAGCCAAGAAACGUGCUGAACGUUUCAGCACACCUGCUAAAAAUUAA
This is a messenger RNA of Schizosaccharomyces cryophilus OY26, 750 nucleotides long. Its product is annotated as RNA binding protein. The record is from RefSeq and is a predicted model, not a curated record. Gene Ontology annotation, biological process: poly(A)+ mRNA export from nucleus. The coding region runs from base 1 to 750 and encodes 249 amino acids. Lineage: Eukaryota; Fungi; Ascomycota; Schizosaccharomycetes; Schizosaccharomycetales; Schizosaccharomycetaceae. The transcript is spliced from 3 exons. Gene Ontology annotation, cellular component: nucleus.